Messenger RNA from Nomia melanderi (Alkali bee), 1863 nucleotides. NCBI's taxonomy places the organism in Eukaryota, Metazoa, Arthropoda, Insecta, Hymenoptera, Halictidae. The record is from RefSeq and is a predicted model, not a curated record.
UCGCUUGAAUUGCGGCACCAGUUUGUGGUAAUCUUUGCUGUGAUCGCAACGUGUGGAGGUUAUGUGCACGUCUUUCAGUUUAUUCUAAUAUCUUUGGAACUCGUCAAGAUACGAUCGGUUUUAUACGCGAAUCGGUUACAGUUUACCAGAAGGAAACGUAAAUGAAGAAGGUAAAAUGAUGCAAGAUGAGCAUCUUGGUGGUCCAGCGAGACGAAAUGUUUUCAGUCAAGCAGUUGGCAGGAUAUCACAGUUAUAUCAAAGAUAUCUGGACCUAUGGACUCCUCAUGUAGUGUCUAGGUGGAUAUUUGCUUUGUUGCUAACAUUUAUUUUUAUUCUGCGCAUAUUUCUUGCACAAGGAUGGUAUAUUGUUACAUAUGCAUUAGGAAUUUAUCACUUGAAUUUAUUUAUAGCAUUCCUUACUCCUAAAAUCGAUCCAGCUGUGGAUUUUGACGAUGGAGACGGGCCAGAAUUACCUACAAGAUCUAAUGAAGAAUUUAGGCCGUUUAUUAGGAGAUUACCCGAAUUUAAAUUCUGGUAUUCUGUGACGAAAUCUACAAUUAUAGCUAUGAUAUGCACUAUGUUUGAUUGCUUCGAUAUACCAGUAUUCUGGCCAAUAUUAGUUAUGUAUUUCAUAACGUUAUUUUGCAUAACAAUGAAGCGUCAAAUCAAGCAUAUGGUCAAAUAUAGAUACCUACCCUUCACUCAUGGAAAACCAAAGUACCAGAAUCACGAGGAUACUUCGAGGUUAAUACCUUCAAAGUGAAUAGGUGUGAAGUAUGUUUGUUGAUGGAGGUGCAUAAAUGUGUAGAUUUCUAUUUUCCCAAUACCAUGAGGAAAACAAAUCUUUGAAUAAUGAAAGCAGUCAAACUCAUUUUUCCAAUGACAUUACAUACGGAAUAAGAUCAUUUCCUUGUACGAGAAAAGGUUUACUCUGUGAAAGGUGUAAUACUAAAAGUAUAAUGUUAUAUGGUAUUUAAACUGAAUUGUCGUAAUAUAUUUGUAUCAUAAAACUUGUACAAAGUAUUGUUAGGUCUUACAUAAACGUGGACACAGUAACAAUAUCAACAGUACGGAGUUGUUAAUGUAAUAUUAACUUAUUACUGAAUGUAAAGAAGUAAUUCAUAUACAUAACAUUCGUAAUACAAUCACUAAUUCAUUUCUUAAUCUCAGUAGUACCGUUUCUGCUUUUUAAUGCUUUUGGUUCUUUUGUUACGAACAUUCCACUUAUAGGAUUUCACGUCUUGAUUUUUGUUUCACAGUUUUUCUACAUAGUUUUAUUUAAAUUUUCAUUUUUAUGCUUAAUGACAAUCGAGAACCGUAGCUCCUCACUAGUCUUAUCUUGCAAAAAGAUUAACAUACGAUUAUCAAAUUAAAGAAUUUUUUUAUCUAACAAAUUAUAUCGUAGAACUAAAAUCGGGAUUUAUUCGAAUGCAUAUGUUGUGCCGUAAUCGACGGCAUUUAGCCAUAUCCAUUGAUCAGUUUUAUUACCAUGGAACAAUUUAGUUCAAUUUAGUUCGGUAUAAGGUUCAGACUUGGGGUCUGAAGUAAAAGUGUGUUCUUAUGUCAGCACCUCACGAAUAUAUUCAAUGAAGCAAGCGCGGUGAGUGUGUGUUUUAUCAAAGAUAUAGGCUUAUUAAAAUGGUAGGUUAAAACGACGAUACAUCGAAUGAUACAUACCAUUUAAAAUUCUUCAUUAAUCUGCCUCUAUAUAAAUUUGUACAUAUGAAUUUAUUUAAUAAAUAACUUUCAUGGGUCGCUGACGCAAAGUAAAAUAAAUACUAGUUUGUAAAUGCUAUUAAGGGGUGACUCUUAAAGUCCAAAGAUCAUCUGCUUAGUACACAUUUAAAAUAUUAUAUACAUUUU